CAGGUACUGCCGCGACCACCCGCACGCGCUCCCAGCCCCCAAUAGUGCGUCACAAAGCGCCGCAGACCGCUGCCCUUAUCAGAGCAAAGCGCUGCGCCUGGGAUAGAAACCGGGGGCAUUGUCGCAUUGUUCCAUUACCCUGCAAACAGACAAAUGGCGAUCCGGCCGGCUUCUCUUUUAUUGCCAUCGCUUGUCACAGCAGCUGAGAGGCAAUCUUGUAAAGUUUUAAAGGGGAGUCCAAAUAAAAGUAGUCUAAGACACUUGGCGUCCUGUGGCAUCCCGGCCGCGCGACAGACCGCCACCCACCCCGGCUCCCCUGGCCCCCCCGGCACGCCCACUCGCGGCUUUAUCAGCCUCGCCGCCCCACUCGUGGCGCGGAAGGUGCAGUAUGCAGAGAGCCGGACGCUCGGAUACACCCCCGAGCAGAUGUAUGAUGUGGUGGCCUGCGUGGACCAAUACCAGCAUUUCGUUCCAUGGUGCAAAAAAUCGAGGGUCACGGCGGCGCGUAACGGCCACAUGCGGGCACAGCUGGAAAUCGGCUUCCCCCCCAUGGUGGAGCGGUACACCUCCGAAGUCACACUGGUGCCCAACCACAUGAUCAGGGCGGUGUGUACGGACACCUCCCUCUUCCACCACCUUGAGACGGCGUGGAGUUUCAGGCCCGGAGCCCCGAAACAGCCCUGUCCAUGCAGAGUGGAUUUUUAUGUGUCUUUUGAGUUCAAAUCCCUGCUGCACUGUCAGCUGUCGACGUUGUUCUUCAACGAGGUGGUGAAGCAGAUGAUCUACGCUUUCGAGAGCCGGGCGCUGGAGUUAUACGGGCACAGCGGCCCGAUCCAGGAGGUGCCAGUUAGAAGCAGAAGCUGUGAACACUCUGCCGUCCCCGAAAUGUCUCCGUCCUCCUAAGAGGACAGACCCCCCCCCCCCCCCCUUUUCGUGUCCACCUGUGGUCACUGCGAAGGAGAAGCUUCUUCGGUUUUUAAUUCGUCCACAUUCUCUGUUGGACCUUAACUGCGAGAAUUUAAUGUUUUAUUUAUUUUAAGAGAUUUUUAAAAAUGUUUAAAGUUUUAUAUGAGUAUUUGAACAAACUAUGUAACCUUUCUAGUUUUGUUUGUAUGUGUGUAUGUAUGGGUAGGAGCUAGAGAAUGGAAUACAUCAAGUAUUAUAAGUCAUUAAAAUUA
Molecule: messenger RNA, 1178 nt
Organism: Paramormyrops kingsleyae
Lineage: Eukaryota; Metazoa; Chordata; Actinopteri; Osteoglossiformes; Mormyridae
Product: coenzyme Q-binding protein COQ10 homolog, mitochondrial
Biological process (GO): cellular respiration
Cellular component (GO): mitochondrion
Molecular function (GO): ubiquinone binding
Source: RefSeq, a predicted model, not a curated record